AUGUCCGCGAUCCAGAAGAAUAUCGAGAACGCAUCGGAGAAAUAUUCAUCAUCCUUCACUAAAGGGCAUCUUGCACUUCCACCAGCAAGGAAAUAUCUUGUUGUAACAUGCAUGGAUGCUCGAAUUGACCCGGCCCAAGCAUUUGGGAUCGAAUUAGGCGAUGCCCAUGUCAUCCGAAACGCGGGUGCCUCUGGCCGCGACGCAUUGCGCAGCAUUAUUAUUUCCGAGCAGCUCCUCGGCACUCAGGAAAUAGUCCUUGUCAAGCACACGGGAUGCGGGAUGCUGACUUUCAAGAAUGAAGAUGCCUAUGGCAUAGUCGAAAAGAAUCUGGGGUCAGAUGCAGUUGCCGAGCUCAACGCUCGAGGAUUAGAUUUUCUCCCAUUUCCAGAUCUGGAGCGGGCUGUUGAGGAUGAUGUGGAGUACCUUCAAGAUACCAAACUCAUCCCAGACAGCGUGGCCAUUAGUGGUUGGGUUUAUGAAGUCGAAAAUGGAAAGACUCGGAGAGUGGUGUAA
Molecule: messenger RNA, 513 nt
Organism: Rhinocladiella mackenziei CBS 650.93
Lineage: Eukaryota; Fungi; Ascomycota; Eurotiomycetes; Chaetothyriales; Herpotrichiellaceae
Exons: 3
Coding region: 1-513 (170 amino acids)
Molecular function (GO): zinc ion binding; carbonate dehydratase activity
Source: RefSeq, a predicted model, not a curated record